GAAAGAACGGCUUGCGUUUCAUCCUUUCAUUGUGUGUCGCGUGUAGUCAGUUUUGAGUCAGAGUCAGAUCAUGGUGGUUCAGUUUCUAAUGGCAGUAUGUGGUGUAGUGUCAUGGAGGUAACAUGGCCGAGGAGACGCGCCUAGUUCGCGUAGAAGAGAGAUUAAAGAUUAAAAUUGGGGAGGCAAAGAAUCUUCAAAGUAGGAGCCAUGGAUCUCCAGGCACAAGAGAUGUGUACUGUGCAUUGUCAUUGGACCAAGAAGAAAUAUUCCGUACUACAACAAUGGCAAGAACACUUAAUCCAUUUUUUGGAGAGGAAUUUCAAUUCGAUGUGCCUAGAAAAUUUCGCUACCUGAGCAUUUACGUCUUCGAUACAGAUCGUCAUUUAAAACAAGAUAAAAUUCUAGGUAAAGUAGCGAUAAAAAGAGAGGAUUUAGCGACUUAUCAUAAUAAAGAACAUUGGUUCCCUUUGAGGCCGGUUGACGCUGAUUCUGAGGUGCAGGGGAAAGUUCAUCUUGAAUUCGCUCUGCUACCUCAAGUUGGAUGUGAUCAACCUAAAUUAUCAGUCAGAAUUAUAGAGUGUAGUGAAUUAACAAUUAAAAAUGGAGGCUGUGAUCCUUUUGCGACAAUUACUGUUAUGUACAAUAAUGGGAAGCAAAUACCAAAGCGCACAAAAGUUAAAAAGAAAACCACAUCUCCUUAUUUCGAUGAAACAUUUAUAUUUGACCAAGAACUGUCAGAAGCGAAGGAAAAGGAUGUUUCUCAUUAUUCAAUAGACAAUUGCGAAGUGGGUGAAGUAGUUAUUGCUUUGUGGCACACAACAUCUGGAAUGGGGGAGCAACCUGCAUUUUUAGGGGAGGUGCGAGUUACCAUAGGAUUUUUGCAAAAAGAAUCUACCAAUUCAACAACCGCAUGGUAUUUCUUACAACCCAGAUCAGCAAAACAUAGACCUAGUAAAAUUUCUAACAAUUCCACACCUCCGGGAACUCUACCAGGACUGGGAUCAUUGCGCUUAAAAAUACAUUACACGGCUGAUCAUGUAUUUUCUUCAGAGAUGUAUGACAAGUUGCGAAGUCUUUUGCUACAAAGUGUUCAUGUCGAACCCAUUACGUCUUCGGCAGUUUAUAUUUUGGGAGAAAUCGUGUCGUGUAAAAUGGAUGCGGCGCAACCUCUUGUUCGCGUUCUAGUUCAUCAUUGCCAAUUAGUUGCAGUCAUGAGAGCUCUUGCUAGCCAUGAGAUAUCCAAACUCACGGAUCCUACUACAAUUUUCCGAGGGAACACAUUAGUGAGCAAAAUGAUGGACGAAGGAAUGCGCCUUGCAGGCUUGCACUACUUGCACAGCACUCUCAGGCCAGCAAUGGAGCAAGUGUUUUCGGAGAAGAAACCAUGUGAAAUUGAUCCAACCAGAAUAAAAGAUGCAAACACUAUUCAAACGAAUCUCUCAAAUCUAAAGGAGUACGUCGAACGAGUUUUUACGGCGAUAACGACUUCUGGAAUAAGAUGUCCACCUUUAAUGUGUGAAAUGUUUGCUUGCUUGAGGGAACUUGCCGCUACUCAUUUUCCAAGAAAUAAAGAAGUGCGCUAUUCUGUUAUUAGUGGAUUCAUUUUCCUAAGAUUUUUCGCUCCAGCAAUUUUGGGUCCUAGAUUAUUUGAUAUUACUAACGAACAAAUUGAUUCACAAACGAAUAGAACUUUAACAUUAAUUUCGAAGACGAUACAGAGUCUUGGGAAUUUAGUAAGUUGUCGAGGCGAAGCAGGAAGUGUUUGUAAAGAGGAAUAUAUGGAGUGUGUCUACAGAGAAUUUUAUACUGAAAGACACAUUCAAGCAGUCAAACAGUUCCUGGAGUUGAUUUCAACUAGUGGAGGUAGCACCAUUAGACAUCGGACGGUGGUUCAUCACGGGCAACCAGUUAUGCUAAAAGAAGGUGAUAAAAGUAUAAUGAUUAAGAGAGCACAAGGUAGAAAACGCUUUGGACGUAAGAAUUUUAAACAAAGAUAUUUUAGACUGACUACCGAAGAUUUAACAUACUCAAAAACAAAAGGCAAAGAACCUUUGUGUAGAAUAUCUUUAGAAGAGAUUUUGGCUGUAGAGAGGUUAAAUGAGAAUUCAUUCAAAAUGAAAAAUAUGUUUCAAAUUGUACAAAGGCAAAGAGCUCUUUAUAUUCAAGCCAGUAAUUGUGUGGAAGAGAAGGAUUGGAUUGAUAUACUCACAAAAAUCUGUCAUACGAAUAGUAAUAGAUUAGAAAGAUAUCAUCCCAGCGCUUACAUCAAUGGUCAUUGGCUAUGUUGUCGAGCUGCAACGGAAGGAGCCCUGGGAUGUAGUCAAGUAUCUCCAGGAUUUGAAGCUGGAUUACGAAUGGUUUUGGAUCCUGACCGUGAUUUGCAAAGAAUUCACUCUCUAAUCUUUGCAAAUAUGACGCGAUUGGAGACGUUGAUGAGUGCAUGUGAAUGUCAAGCUGUUUAUGGGGCCAGUGAAAUGUGUGUGUUACCUAAUGGAGGAUCGCCAAUAGAAGACGUUCCAUCUUGCUUCAAAACUUUGAUUGCACUUAGGGAUGCAACAAUUGCUCUGCAGUGUGAACACAGAUCCUACUUUAGAAAAUUAGCACGAGACACGAAAUACGGAAGCAAACAAGCGCCGAUCGGUGACGACAACUAUCUUCAUUUAGCCGCUAAGGCAGGACUAAAGAAUCAGCUAGUAAAGAGUGGAUACGAAAUUGAUAGUUUCAAUCAUCGAAUAGACUUGGAACACCUGCACGAUGACAGUUUAUCUCCACGGUUUGCAGAAAGAGGACAAGACCAAUCGUACACAGAGUGUUUAAACUCCGAUUUAAUAAAACGUCGGUACGAUAUUGAGAAUAACAUAUUAAAAAGGUACGAAUGCAAUAAGUCAAAUUCUCUAAGGAGUAUUCAGAACGAUCUCAAAAAAUUCGAUUAUAGUUUGAAAAAAUCUUUACGAUCUGAUGGGUCUGAGAGAAGUGAAAACGAAAAUCUCGAGAAUCAUAGGUUAGACCAUUCUAGUAUGUUGUCGACUGAUAGAAUUAACUUAUCCGAUACAUUAUCGAAAAAUUUAAAUAACCAUGAUUGUGCAAAAAAAUUGGAUAAGGAAGUAUUAACAAGACGAAUAAAAGAUGUCUCUUGCAAUUCCGUAAGCGAUAGAAGAGAUCAUUGAGAAUUUCUCUUGCAAUUGUUACACGUAUAUUGUUAGUAAAUUUUUUUCAUUUUAAUCGUAUGGUUUAAAAGGAAAAUUUUAAUUCAGUAUUUAUCUCUGCAAACUAUAAACAUUAAUUUUUAAUAAUGUAUUUUUUUAAAAAUAUAUAUCAUUUUAAUAACAACAAUUUUUAUAAAUUUAAUAUUUUUAUAAUUCAAAAUUUUUAUUUAGAAAUAGUUUUUCUAAAAUUUUUUUGCACAAUUAUUAUUUUUUACGUUAAGAACAUUUGAUAUAUCAACUAACAAAUGUCACAAUAAAUAAACAAAACAGCUUCCUAAGGUCACAUAAAUAAUGUAAUUUAUUUUUUACAAAAAUCAUUUUUCUAAUUGAAAAUUUUCAUAUUUUGAAUAAUUUCAACUUUAUGAUGAGUAACACCUGUUUUUUUAAAUGUUAUGUAACAAUUAAUGUGAAAUAUAAUUUUUAACGCAUUAUAGGCACAGUGAUAACGUAGUAAGUAGUAAAAGUGUAUCGUCCUUAUCCGGCAUUACGUAACUAUGUAUAUUGCACCACUGUUUCAUAAAUUGUAAAAUCUUACUUAUUACUGACAAUCAUAUAAAAUAUAUGUUAUCAUUUUUACGCAACGUUUAGCAACUGUAACAAUUUAAAGUAAGUUUUCUUUUUUUAAAACCAGAUGUUAUUGAAUGUUAAUUAUAUAUCAAUAAUAUGAAUUUUCUAAUUAAUUCUUUGUUAAUAUAUGUAAUGAAAAUAAAUAAUACCAGACUGAUUAAAUAACUCUA
Messenger RNA from Leptopilina heterotoma, 3943 nucleotides. It is a transcript of the gene RasGAP1, whose product is annotated as ras GTPase-activating protein 3. Bases 123 to 3167 code for a protein of 1014 amino acids. Lineage: Eukaryota; Metazoa; Arthropoda; Insecta; Hymenoptera; Figitidae. The record is from RefSeq and is a predicted model, not a curated record. Gene Ontology annotation, biological process: intracellular signal transduction; regulation of GTPase activity. The transcript is spliced from 15 exons.